This is a messenger RNA of Drosophila rhopaloa, 1584 nucleotides long. Its product is annotated as phosphatidylserine decarboxylase proenzyme, mitochondrial-like. Gene Ontology annotation, molecular function: phosphatidylserine decarboxylase activity. The record is from RefSeq and is a predicted model, not a curated record. The transcript has a single exon. Lineage: Eukaryota; Metazoa; Arthropoda; Insecta; Diptera; Drosophilidae. Gene Ontology annotation, biological process: phosphatidylethanolamine biosynthetic process. Gene Ontology annotation, cellular component: mitochondrion. The coding region runs from base 16 to 1359 and encodes 447 amino acids.
AAUAAUUUGUAAAUAAUGGUUUCCUAUUUCGUACCUCGUGGCCGCUUCCUGCUGAAGGCCGGCAAUCUCAGACAGGUGGUGCAGCAACAGCACCAGCCGGCCCAGUUACAGUUACAGCCGAUCAAAGGACCCCAGCCGCAGCCUCAGAACGGCAGCCUCCCGGUGGUGCGUCACUUUCGGCAAUUCUCCUCGAAUCCCGCCUCCAAGGAGGCACCACUCCACCACCGGCGUCCGCACCAAAAACAGCAGUCCAAUCCCAGCCAGGAGUUGGCCCAGGUCCGGCGCAAUAUCCUAUCACGCUGGACGGGCUUCCUGCUGCGCUGGGCGCCCAUGGGCAUAUGCGUCUUUGGCGCCAUCGAAUGGCAGCUGCAGAAGCAGCGCUGCGAGCGGGAUGGUCAGCCCAGGACAGCUUCUGAGUUGCAGUCGCGCAUUUACUGCUCUUUGCCGCUGCGCAUCCUCAGCCGCUGCUGGGGCUGGCUGGCCGCUUGCUACUUACCACCCAGUCUGCGACCCUAUGUCUACGGCUGGUAUUCCAAUACGUUCAACGUCAAUCUGAGCGAGGCCCAGUAUCCGGAGUACGAGCACUACAACAGCCUGGCCGAGUUCUUCACCAGGCCACUGAGAGAAGGUGUGCGCACCAUCAAUCAGGAAGCUCCACUGGUCUCCCCCGCCGACGGCAAAGUUCUGCACUUUGGCAGCGCCUCGGACUCGCUGAUCGAGCAGGUCAAGGGAGUAAACUACAGCAUCGAAGACUUCCUUGGCCCGCUGCAGACUUUGGAGCAGGCCAAUUCCGGCGCCUCCUACGCGCAGGCACUAAAGAAGCAAAACGAUGGCUCCACGGAGCUGUACCAGUGCGUGAUAUACCUUGCCCCCGGAGAUUACCACAGAUUCCACUCACCCGCCGCCUGGACGCCCACUAUCCGUCGUCAUUUCUCCGGCGAACUGCUGUCUGUAAGCCCAAAAGUAGCUGGCUGGCUGCCUGGUCUAUUCUGCCUUAACGAACGUGUCCUGUACAUGGGCCAGUGGAAGCAUGGUUUCUUCUCCUACACCGCCGUAGGUGCCACGAACGUGGGAUCCGUCGAAAUCUACAUGGAUGCCGAGCUGAAGACGAACCGUUGGACUGGCUUCAAUGUCGGCAAGCAUCCGCCCAGCACCUACGAGUAUGAUGAACUGGCCCUGGACAAAGAACCCACUGGACCGCCCAAAGAGUUUGGUAAGGGUGACCUGGUGGGUCAGUUCAACAUGGGCAGCACCAUUGUCCUGCUCUUCGAGGCGCCCAAAAACUUCAAGUUCGACAUUGUCGCCGGCCAGAAGAUCCGAGUGGGCGAGUCGCUUGGCCACAUUGCGGGCACCAAAUGAAAGGAAUAUCCCGAAUCCUGUACCGAAUCAGUGCAAAGUCCUGUCACCCGUCUGUUCACAUCACUCGUUGUAUUAGCAUUAGACGCUCGUGUCCUAGGCAAAUGUAUUUUGUGAACAUCCUGCGAAGCUAACACUGUGUAUUGUUGCCAUUUCUGUAGUCUUAAGCUAUAUUUUAUACAAUAAAACGUCGAAAUAUCUUUGAGAACAACAAAAAAAAAAAAAAAA